CAUCUCCGCGAGGAGUUAGCUACUGGAGGGACGUCUUUGUCACUGAGCUCGUCUUAGCCUUAAAAUCAUCUUGCUUUAGACAGAAUGGGCUUGAAUCUCCCCGAUUUCUAUUGUCUUAACGGCGUUGUAAGGCACCCAUACAGAAGCAAAAUCGCAGAGGCCGUGGCUGGCGAGCGAAGCGGUCACACGGCCGUCGCGGACGCCGGUUAUGUGUAUGUGUGGGGAGGAUACGUGUCAAUUGCUGAACACGGCGUAUUCUACCCCAGUGAUGAAAUAUGGUUGUACGAUGUGGACAGCGGGAUAUGGCAGGCUCAUCCAAUGGAAGGAGAUGCCCCUCCCCCCAUGUCAGGCACCUGUGGCUGUUCUUUGAAUGGAGAGAUGUACAUCUUCGGAGGGUAUAACGACAAUGGCUACACAAAUCAGCUUUACUGUGUCAACCUUCGAAGUGAAGAAUACACCUGGAAGAAAGUGAGCUAUGCUGAGGGCUGCCAGCCAACUCCAAGAGAUAAAAACUCCUGCUGGGUUUACAAUGACAGGAUCAUUUACUUCGGUGGUUAUGGCUGCAAGAGAUUCAGUGAGAUCAGUGACUCCACCAGCUUCACUGUAGAUGAAGUCUCCUGGACAUCCUGCUGCACACUUCUCAUCCAGGUGGGGGAGAUAUUUUGGGGCUGGAACAACGAAGUCCACGUUUUUGACCCCCAAAAGCUAACCUGGAGUGAACCAAGCACCAGAGGUGUUGUCCCGGCUCCCAGAGCUGCCCAUGCCUGCGCCACUCUGCACAACAAAGGAUAUGUGUGUGGUGGUCGAGUUGUGAACACCAGGACAAGCGAUAUUCAUUGCCUGGAUCUGGACACCUGGACGUGGUCAGAGAUAAUUCACACUUCAGCCCAAGUUCCUGCUGGUCGCUCCUGGCACACUCUCACCCCUGUGGCCGACAGCGUGCUGUUUCUGUUUGGUGGGCUCAGUGCAAACUGCGAACCCCUAAGUGACAGCUGGACGUUCAACACUCACAGCCGAGAAUGGAGAGAGAUGAAGCAUCUGCAAAAAAAUACUCCACGGUUGUGGCACACUGCCUGUCAGGGGAAAGGGUCAGAGGUCAUUGUCUUUGGGGGAAGUCAGGAUGAUCUGCUGUCAGUAGACACAGGGCACUGCAAUGAUAUUCUUGUCUUUCAAACACAACCUUGCUCCCUUGUCAGGUUGUGUGAAGACUGCAUUGGGAAAAACUCCAGGGUCCUUAACGAACAGCUGUCAUGGUUGCCACUGAAACUUCGACAAGCAAUACAGAAAAGGAUUUUGUUUUUUGAGAUAGCUGAAAAAUCCACCAGAAAAGACAAUUCUGCAUAAGCAUUGCAAAGUAUGCCAAAAUCAAAUGCAUUUUACUUUGGUAUAUGUAGAUUUUCAUCUGUAGUUUGAUAUCAACAAAAUAUAAAAAGCACAGUAAGACUAGGGUAAUGUAAGGACUGUGUGAUGUUUUUAACAAUUUAAAACUGAGUGAAGGACAGGUACUUCCAGGAAAAUUAAAGUCUUAAGAGAAAGGUGAAUUGCUCUAUGUUUAGUUUUAUUUACUCUAUAGCACUUGGAGGGAUGACACAGUAACUCUGGAUUGCUUUGUUAAUAGAUACUCAGAGGACACUAUGUGUUGUCUUAUUUUACUUCAUAGAAGAGUUGUUUAACACUUGAAUAAAAAUAAAUUUAACACUUGAUAUAACUGUGAAUGUUAUUUUGGGCAACAUUUGGGCAAUGAGCUUUAAAAAUAUUAAAAAAGAUUAUAGGUAACUGUUAAUGAAAGUAUUGCAAUGCAUUGGUGAUACAGUAUGUGUGGAGAAAACCUAACAUAUACUUACUUGUUUUAAAGGGUUAGAAAUAAUUAAGCAGGAUAAAUUCACAUACUGAUUCAGUGUUUUACAGAUAUACUGUACUUCUGUUUAGGUGUUUACAUACAAUCUGACAUUGAUUCCUGUUUCAUUGCCUACUUCAUAUUUUUUAAGGAUUCCAACGCAUAAGAAACUUCCUUUAACUCUAACUCCAACCAGUUGAAUGUCUGUAUUACCGAAGCUCAUUUUUGCCAUUAACGGAAAAAAAAUCCUCAAUUAUUUUGUAAUUACCAGUACUGUACUCUAUUAGAUCUGUUGGCAUAGUUUAUAACUAUGAAACAACGAUGAUACUUUUAGCAUUGGUGCU
This is a messenger RNA of Lepisosteus oculatus (spotted gar), 2181 nucleotides long. NCBI's taxonomy places the organism in Eukaryota, Metazoa, Chordata, Actinopteri, Semionotiformes, Lepisosteidae. The record is from RefSeq and is a predicted model, not a curated record.